AUGGCUGGCCUUCGUGUGUUCCCGCAGCUUUCCUCUGUGCGACUUAAUGCUGCCCGCCAAUUCCACUCUUCCCCAUUCCGCGCCGCCGUUCCACACCCGAUCACUGCCCACGGUCCCCCGCCCAAAGCUCCGGCGCCAGCAGCACAAUUUAAGGAUAAAGCUGGCCAAUCGGAAACUGAAUCAUCAGGACAGAACUCACCAUCAUUAACUAAGCCUUCCCCGCUGAAGUCGCGCUUUUGGAAACAUGUUCACGUUCACGGAAAGCCCGGAGAAUACCAAGUACUUCUUGAUAAGCGCCCCGUGAGGACCCCGAACAAGGAUAUUCUCUCAAUACCUCCAACCAAGCCUCAACUCGCACACGCAGUCGCCCUGGAGUGGGAUGUUAUGACAUCUGCCCAACAAGCUCUCAAGAGCCACUUGAUCCCCUUGACCUCCCUAUCAGCUCGCGCUGCCGAUAUCGUUCGCGAAGAUGCCCAGGGCAUCGAUACCACCCGAAGCCAGAUCACCGCCACAGCCAUGAAGUACCUGGAAACAGACACUCUGCUCUGCUGGGAACCAGAGAGAGACGCCGAGUUAUAUGGACGAAUGCACGCGGAUGGGAAAAAUACCGAGACCUUGCGCGAUGUUCAAAUCCGCGUUGCGAAGGAUAUUAUGAGCUUCCUUUCCACCAAGGUCUGGCCUGGCUUAGAGAUCAAGCCAAUCCUCGAUGAGAACAGCAUCCUCCCCGUUUCCCAGCCUCCCACCACUAAAGAUACCAUCAAGGGUUGGGUUUCGCAGCUGGCACCCCAUGAUCUGGCUGGCUUGGAACGAGGCAUUCUGGCUUCGAAGAGUCUCCUAGUGGCUGUGCGCCUGUUGGUGGAGUGGAGUGAGAACUUCCGUCACCUCCAACGGUCUGAUGUGAAGAAAUUUGGUAUAGAUGAGGCCGCCGAGGCCUCGAGCUUGGAGGUCAAGUGGCAGACAGACAUGUGGGGCGAGGUUGAGGAUACUCACGAUGUGGGCAACGAGGACAUGAAGCGACAAUUGGGCAGUGUUGUUGUUUUGGUCAGCGGCGAGACUCGAUAA
Messenger RNA from Penicillium odoratum, 1062 nucleotides. RefSeq names its product ATP synthase complex assembly protein ATP12. Gene Ontology annotation, biological process: mitochondrial proton-transporting ATP synthase complex assembly. The record is from RefSeq and is a predicted model, not a curated record. The transcript is spliced from 2 exons. NCBI's taxonomy places the organism in Eukaryota, Fungi, Ascomycota, Eurotiomycetes, Eurotiales, Aspergillaceae. Gene Ontology annotation, cellular component: mitochondrion. The coding region runs from base 1 to 1062 and encodes 353 amino acids.